AUGUGGGCGGACGACGGCGAGGCGCGGGCGCGGUUCGCCGCGGAGACGAAGGCGAGCCUGGCGGUGCUGGACGCGGAGCUCCAAGGCCAUGGGACAAGGUUCUUUGGCGGCGACGACAUCGGCUUCGUCGACCUCGCCGCCUGCACGCUGGCGCACUGGCUCGGCGUGCUGGAGGAGGUGGCCGGGGUGCGCAUCGUGGCGGACGGCGAGUACCCUGCUCUGCGAUGGUGGGCCGAGGAGUACACCUCCCACGAGGUCGUCAGGCGGUCCCUGCCGGACAGGGACCAGCUCGUCGCCUUCUUCGCUGGCAACCAGGGAGGUACAGGUCCAUGGUCAACGCAGCGGUGCAGUAGGCAGUAG
Molecule: messenger RNA, 360 nt
Organism: Miscanthus lutarioriparius
Lineage: Eukaryota; Viridiplantae; Streptophyta; Magnoliopsida; Poales; Poaceae
Source: the annotation of a GenBank genome assembly